Spodoptera exigua (beet armyworm) is the source of this 479-nucleotide messenger RNA. The record is from the annotation of a GenBank genome assembly. NCBI's taxonomy places the organism in Eukaryota, Metazoa, Arthropoda, Insecta, Lepidoptera, Noctuidae.
GUGAAGGCUUAGAAGUUAUGAGAAAAAACAUAAGUUUUUAAACAAAAGACUGAAAAAAGUUAUGUGAAAUUACGAAAAUGUCUGAAAAAGAGGAACAUAAGGAAGGCCCUGUAACGGCUGAAGAUCUGCCCAUGACAUUUCAACCCUUUAGGGCCCCGUCUGUGGUGGUCUAUAGGCUCUUUGAGGCGCGCGGAACGCUACGCGCCGUACGCUCGGGCCUGGUUCUGGUCGGGCGGCGAGCUGCCCUUAUUCGCCGUCCGCAGACCCGCGCUUACGGUGGCCGGAGAUCGUCUUUCGAUCCCCGACGCCCGGAGUGUCGCCUGCUGCGGUGGCUGGGGCGUGAAAAGGAUAGUUCCCUCACGCGCUUCGCCUCCUCCUUUGCGAGCAUCGCAGAAAGAGGAGACGGCUGCCCAGUUCCUCUCGCUACAAACCAUGGCCUCGGCAUCAUGACAAACCCUAAGAAUGUGGAAGAGGCCUAG